GAGGUGGUCCCUCUCCGUCGCGUCCUCGUCCUGCAGCACCUCCGUCUCCCCCUCGUGCACACAAUAACCCCACACACUACAAUACACACUACCACACACGCUACAACAUACACUGCCUUCUGUCGACCACUCCAACAAGAAAAACAGACAAAAAACACCAUUUACUCACACACCACCGCUCUCAGCUCACAACCUCCGUCCUCACGCUGAGAGAGAGAGAGAGAGUGAAAGAAACACCACACUUCCGUGCGCAACUAUGUGACCACCAUGUUUAGUUCAGAUUCAUCGUCGUUUCAGAGAAGAAACUUUGACUUGGUGCCGAAAUGGCGAAUCACGAGCGGAACAAGAGGCUGUUGCUGGAGCUCCUGAAGCGGCCGGUCAACGGCCGGUGCGCGGACUGCGGAGCUCCGGAUCCACAGUGGGCGUCCUACAAGCUCGGGGUGUUUGUGUGUCUGAACUGCUCCGGCAUCCAUCGCAGCCUGUGCAGCCGGGUCAAAUCCGUAACGCUGGACUUCUGGGAGGAUGAGCUGGUGGAGUUCAUGAAGUCGAAUGGCAAUGACAGCGCCAAAGCUCUGUUUGAGAAAGCUGUUCCCGCGUACUACUAUCGGCCCCAGGAACAUGACUGUGCAGUCUUAAGAGAGCAGUGGAUUCGGGCUAAAUAUGAAAGGAUGGAAUUCACAGGAGAAACCAAGUAUCCACCAAUUUCAUACACCACAGGUUUCUACGAAGGGGUGCUGUGGAAGAAAGGGAAAGAGAACACCCAGUUUCUGAAGAGGAAGUUUGUCCUUUCAGAGCGAGAUUUCACCCUGACCUACUACAACAAGGAAGAUGAGUCCAAAGGACCAAAAGCCAUAAUCUCCAUCAAGGACCUCAACGCCACCUUUCAACCGGAGAAGAUUGGUCAUCCUCAAGGGCUGCAGAUCAUCUAUCAAGACGGCAGUCACACCAGGAACCUUUAUGUUUAUCACAAGAGCCCUGAGGAAAUAGUGACAUGGUUCAACGCCAUUCGUGCGGCUCGCUAUGCAUACCUGAGGAUGGCGUACCCGACUGGAAGCGACGAAGGACUGAUACCAAAGAUAACAAGAAACUACCUCAAAGAGGGAUACAUGGAAAAGACGGGGCCAUUGCAAAAGGAGCAGUUCAAAAAGAGGUGGUUUGUUUUGGACUCUCAAAACAGGAAGCUGUUGUACUUCAAAGACCAGCUGUACAGGAUGCAGAAGAGUUGGGGGUCAUUUUCAUCGGCACAGAGAACAAAGGUUACUCAGCGAAGGAGUGUGUCCCACAGCAUGGUCGGGGAAAGUGGAAGUGUGGCGUUACGGUGGACACGCCCCAGCGACGGUUUAUCUUCAUGUGUGAGCAGGAGGGGGAGCAGAAGGAGUGGCUGGAUGCCCUCAGUCAGGUCCUCUCUAGGCCCAUGGCCCCGCAGGAUUAUGCCAGUAAGCAAGGCUGCAAAAUGCAGUAAACACGUCAACAGUGUAAAGUGGGCAUAAUGGUCAUUCCUGUCAUGGGGAUGCUUAAACUUGUUGCAUUUCGAGUCUGUCCAGUGGAGUAUGAGAGGAUGGUUGGAUGCAUGCAAAGGAACAGCCAGGGUCACACCAAAAUAGUAGGAUUCAUCCUCUGGGGACCUCAAAUGUCUGUAGAAAGCUCCAUGGCACUACAUCCAUGUAAAGCCUUGCUGUUAGUGUGCCUCAUGAAAACUUAAAUACUGUACUCAUUUAUGUUUUAUUCAAGCGUUGCUCUAAUACUCCUCGUUUCUCAUUCCAGUUGAAGCCAACAUUCAAUUUAAAAGAUGAACAACAGACAGGUGUGCCAACAGGACAAAGGGGAGAAGACUUCAGUGUUUGAAAACACAAAUGUGACUGUUGUAGCCAAUCAGUUGUAUCAGAACUGAGUCUCAAUUUUUGUGUUGUGGGAAUGCAUCCUGACGGUCCUCUGUGCCACAGGAUGGAUUUGAGACUUUCACCCACUCACUUUAAACUGACUAUUUCUCCUUCACUAAUGUCACAAAUAUGAAUAUCCUAUUCUGAAUGUUAUUUCUUAAUAAAAGUAAAAAAAAAAAAA
Molecule: messenger RNA, 2061 nt
Organism: Cyclopterus lumpus (lumpfish)
Lineage: Eukaryota; Metazoa; Chordata; Actinopteri; Perciformes; Cyclopteridae
Gene: adap2
Product: ArfGAP with dual PH domains 2
Exons: 10
Coding region: 324-1490 (388 amino acids)
Biological process (GO): positive regulation of GTPase activity
Cellular component (GO): plasma membrane; intracellular membrane-bounded organelle
Molecular function (GO): phosphatidylinositol bisphosphate binding; GTPase activator activity
Source: RefSeq, a predicted model, not a curated record